Sarcophilus harrisii (Tasmanian devil) is the source of this 927-nucleotide messenger RNA. Its product is annotated as olfactory receptor 10AG1-like. Gene Ontology annotation, cellular component: membrane. NCBI's taxonomy places the organism in Eukaryota, Metazoa, Chordata, Mammalia, Dasyuromorphia, Dasyuridae. Bases 1 to 924 code for a protein of 307 amino acids. Gene Ontology annotation, molecular function: olfactory receptor activity; G protein-coupled receptor activity. The record is from RefSeq and is a predicted model, not a curated record. The transcript has a single exon. Gene Ontology annotation, biological process: G protein-coupled receptor signaling pathway.
AUGGCAGAAACAAAUUUCAGCAUGGUGGUGGAAUUCCUUCUCUUAGGAUUUUCUGACUUUCCCAACCUCCGAGGGCUUCUCUUUGGAAUUUUCUUAAUUAUCUACACAACUAUCCUCUUAGGAAAUAGCCUCAUCAUUGUCAUUACCAAAGUCACUGCUGCUCUCCAGACCCCCAUGUAUUUUUUCCUUGGAAAUUUUUCUUUCUUAGAAAUCUGCUACACAUCAGUGACUCUCCCCAGAAUGCUAUCAGACUUUUGGAUCCAAAAGAAAAAUAUUUCUUUUCUAGCAUGUGCUGUCCAACUUGGUUUGCUCCUUAGUCUAGGAGGCAGUGAAAGCUUCUUCCUGCUUGUGAUGUCCUAUGAUCGUUAUGUGGCUAUCUGUAAGCCACUUUACUAUCCUCUCAUCAUGAACCACAAAAAGUGUCUUCAACUAGUUACUGGUGCUUGGAUAAUUGGAAUUCCACUUCAGAUAGCACAAACAUGGCAGGUAUUCUCUUUGUCUUUCUGUGGGUCUAAUGAACUCAAUCAUGUUUUCUGUGAUAUUCCCCCAUUACUGAACCUGGCCUGUGGGGAUACAUCUUUGAAUGAGCUAUGUGUGUAUGCUGGUGCUACACUCUUUCUUACUAUUCCUUCAAUGUUGAUAUUCUGGUCCUACCUCAAAAUCAUCAAGACCAUCCUGAAGCUACCAUCUGCCAUGGGAAGACGCAAAGCCUUCUCCACUUGUUCCUCCCAUCUGAUAGUUGUGGGAUUAUUUUAUGGGUCUUGUUUUAUUUCAUACUUGAGACCCAAGUCAAGUCACUCACCAGGAGUAGACAGAGUACUUGCUCUUUUCUACACCAUUGUGACCCCACUCUUUAAUCCUUUAAUAUACAGCCUGAGAAACAAAGAUGUCAUUGUAGCAAUAAAACAACUAGUAUCCAGGUAACUG